AUGUUACCUGAAUUUAGAAAACAACUUUUUCAAUUGAAACUUAUUUCAACAACAUGGAUGUACAUUCAAAAUCGAUAUAUCGAAGAAAAAAACAAAUUUCUACUUCCAAUUCGUUUUAUUUUAUCAAUAAUUGAGAAAACCAUAUCAGUAUUACACGAAAAUAUUAUUCAACCAUUAUUUAGUUCAUUUUAUACAUAUGUAAAUAAGUUGGAUCAUUAUCUAUGUUCAUAUAUUGAUACGAUUCGAUAUUUUUGUCCAAUUGUGGAUCAUACAUCCAAUGAAGUUUUUAAAUGUUGCGGUGAUUUAUUAUUCUUAUCAUUUAUACAUAAACAUUCCGAAUCAUCUACAACUACUACUACUACUACAACUAAUAUGGAACAUAUUCCUGAAGAAAACAAAUUUUAUUUUAUUCAACGAUUUUCUCAAUGUUUAACCAGUCUUUUAGUGAUUAUUGAACUGUAUUCGAAAUAUAUUAGAAAUGAAUUGAAUGAUCAUAUUGGCAGAAGCCGAGCGCUUUGGAAAAAAUUGAAUAUGGAAGAUGGUAGAUCAUUAGAUGAAGUGGACUCAUUUUCGGAAAAAUUACUUGUACUUGGUCGUCGUAUGUUUGGCAAUUAUCGUCAAUUCCUUUAUCUUAUUCGAUAUCAAUUAAAACGAUGCCGACGUAUACUAUUUUCAUCUUUACGUGUUCACGGUCACUUUCGCUCAAUAUUACGGUGUGUUAAUCGAAAAGUUGAAAUGAGUCGAAUCAAUGAAAAUUUGAAUAAUCGUGCACGGCAUCGAUUAGUAACAACAAAAGAACGUAUUCAACAUUUUUUAAACAUCAUGAUGCUUCACGCAGCUAAACAUCCUUGGAUGAGAUGCACAAAACCACGAUCCAAUUCAACAUGUCAAACACAGCUUGAAGAACCACUAAAAUAUAUCCGUCCAAUGUUCUUUUUGUCAUCCAAUAAUACUUCAGAUUGUAGUGAAACAGACGAAAAUGUUCAAGAUCAUCCUGUAACAACUUUUCAAUCUACGCCAUAUCGAAACAUUCAUAAAUAUUCAAAUCUAAAUCAAUCUAGACCUCAAAAUGAAGAUACACUAUCAGAUAUUUCUUCAUCAAAUCUACCUGAAGAAAGUUUCGAUGUUAAAGAUAUCAUUCGACAAGUUAGUUCACAGUCGAGUCAAUCAUCACAUACAAGUAGUGCAACAGAUCACGAUGAUGAAAAUCGAAUUAUUGAACUAGCUUUAAAUGAAACAAAUGAUGAUGAACAACAACAACAACAACAGCAGCAGCAGCAGCAAGACGUUUCUGUCUUCGAUCUUUCUCCUAUGCUUGCUAGUGGUUGUGCUAUUUGA
Messenger RNA from Rotaria socialis, 1338 nucleotides. The record is from the annotation of a GenBank genome assembly. NCBI's taxonomy places the organism in Eukaryota, Metazoa, Rotifera, Eurotatoria, Philodinida, Philodinidae.